Messenger RNA from Girardinichthys multiradiatus, 3100 nucleotides. RefSeq names its product syntaxin binding protein 2 (gene stxbp2). Gene Ontology annotation, molecular function: syntaxin-3 binding. Gene Ontology annotation, biological process: intracellular protein transport; neurotransmitter secretion; vesicle-mediated transport. Gene Ontology annotation, cellular component: plasma membrane; secretory granule. The transcript has 19 exons. The coding region runs from base 862 to 2622 and encodes 586 amino acids. NCBI's taxonomy places the organism in Eukaryota, Metazoa, Chordata, Actinopteri, Cyprinodontiformes, Goodeidae. The record is from RefSeq and is a predicted model, not a curated record.
UAUGUAAAACUGUGACAUAAAGUAUUCUUGAGCGUUAGUUUAUUGUAUGUGGGAUUGAGCUUUUUUGCUUAUUUGAUUGCUUGAGAACUAAUAGUAUCUGUGUUUUUUUUUUUUUUUUUUUUUGGUUUAGUCAGGACCAGGGAAACUCUUUUAAAACUCAUUAACAUCAUGACUUAACUUGUCACCCAGCAACACUUUUACUUGGUGAAUGAUGUGUUGGACACUUCCUGGAUACAACUUGUUUUAAGGAGCUUUGACAUACUUAGAAAUGACACCAUGAGCCAACUUACAAUCGCUCAUUAAUCUCUGCAAUAUGAAUACACUGAAGAGAAUUGUGAUUCCUUGCCCAGACAGCCGUACAUUUUGGAUGUGUUCCUACAGCUAAAAACAGCUGAAGGUUUUAUGAUGGAUAGGCGUUGACAUGUGUUUCCCAUAGCUUGGAUGAUUGCCUUAGUCACAUUUGGCAGUGAGAAGUGGCCAAUUGUAUGUCUCAAUUUGUCUGUAUACCUAUUUACACCUGUUUUUUUUAUUUUUUUAUUGCGGUCAGUCAUUUUGAACAUUAGAUUCAUUGUAAUUAUGUCAGUGAUUUAAAAUAGAAAAGUCGGCUCUCCAUCAAAAGUUUUUUUAGCUUUAUUUUUUUUUGUUUUUCAUUAUUUUUUUCUGUUUUAUAACACGAACCGACAUAUUUGGCCUGUGUUCGUGAAACGGAUUUUGUCUGAUUUUGUUGCAGUUAUUUUUGAGUGGGCGGAGGGCGAUUCAGUCAAUACCAGUAAUUGACGUUAGAUGGCAAUAUUGUACUUUCUCUGGCUGUACUCUUGAACCAUGAGGAAGUGACUGACUUUAAAGUACGCUCCUGUCAAGAUGGCACCGAGUGGGCUGAAAGCGGUAGUUGGAGAUAAAAUUCUUAACGGGGUCAUCAAGAGCGUGAAGAAAGAAGGAGAAUGGAAGGUUUUAAUUGUGGAUCACAUGACCAUGAGAAUUCUGUCUUCAUGCUGCAAGAUGUCGGACAUUUUGGCUGAGGGCGUGACUAUUGUGGAGGACAUCAACAAACGCAGGGAGCCAAUCUCAAGUUUGGAGGCCAUUUAUUUGAUUACACCAGGGAAGGAGUCAGUUGAUGCCCUUAUCAAAGACUUUAAAGAUGCAGCGUUCACGUACAAAGCAGCACACAUCUUCUUCACUGACACCUGUCCUGAUGCUCUCUUUGCUGAGAUUGGGAAAUCCAGAGUGGCCAAGUUUGCCAAGACUUUAAAAGAGAUCAAUGUUGCGUUCUUGCCCUAUGAGUCUCAGGUAUUCUCCCUGGAUGAUCCAACUUCUUUGUCCGCAUUCUACAGCUCUGAGAAAAUCAAUGAAAAAAGCAAAAUGAUGGAAAACAUAGCAGAACAGAUUGCAACACUGUGUGACACACUUAACGAGUACCCUGCAAUUCGAUACCGCAAGGGACCAGAAGACAACGCUAAACUGGCUGAAGAGAUCUACCAGCGCCUUAAUGCUCACAAAGCAGACAACCCCAAAAUGGGGGAGGGUCCAGAUAAGGCACGAUCUCAACUGCUGAUUGUUGAUCGUGGGUUUGAUCCCGUCUCACCUGUUCUGCAUGAGCUGACCUUCCAAGCAAUGGCUUACGACUUGCUAGAUAUAAAACAAGACAUCUAUACUUACCAGUCAACCGGCAUUGGGAAUUCAAAAGCAAGAGAAGUGUUACUGGAUGAAGACGAUGAGCUCUGGGUUCAGCUCAGGCAUUUGCACAUUGCAGAUGUAACUAAGAAGGUGACAGAACUUCUUCGCACCUUUUGUGAAAGCAAGAGAAUGUGUACUGACAAUGCCAAUAUAAAAGAUCUUUCUCAGAUGUUAAAGAAGAUGCCACAGUAUCAGAAGGAGCUCAGCAUGUACUCUACUCAUUUGCACCUAGCCGAAGCCUGUAUGAAGAAAUUCAAAGCUUCUCUUGACAAACUGUGUGAAGUGGAGCAGGACCUGGCAAUGGGAGCAAAUGAAGCGGGGGAACCUCUAAAAGAUGCCAUGAAGAGCAUUGUUCCUGUUCUGCUCAACAGUGAAAUUGGCGCUUAUGAAAAAAUCCGCAUUAUACUGCUGUACAUUUUCCACAAGAAAAAAGGCAUCGGGGAGGAGAGCCUUACCAAGCUUAUUCAACAUGCAAAUAUAACACAGGAAGACAGCAAAAUUAUCAGCAACAUGCAAAACCUGGGUUGUAACAUCAUAGCUGGGGACCGCAAUGCUGGCAACAUGCUGCCAGAGCGCAAGGAGCGAACAGAGAGUACGUACCAACUCUCUAGAUGGAGACCCAUCAUCAAGGACAUUAUGGAGAAUGCUAUCGAAGACAAACUGGAUAGGAAACAAUGGCCCUUCAUCUCUAACCCGGCACCAAUCAACACGACUCAGACAGCAGUCAGCAGUGCACGUUUUGGAAACUGGCACAAAAAUAAGUCUCCAACAGAAUAUCGCUCUGGCCCUCGCUUGAUUGUUUUUAUGGUUGGAGGUGUGUUGCACUCAGAGAUGCGUUCUGCUUAUGAAGUCACUCGAAGCACCGAGGGAAAAUGGGAAGUGCUUAUCGGGUCCUCUCACAUCCUGACUCCAACCACUUUUCUCAAUGACCUAAAGGAUCUGAAAUAAAUGUCCAACUUUAGGUCUUAGUCCCUGAUUGGGGACAAAGGAAUAAAGGCAGAGUUUUUCAUUUGACUGAUUGCUGGUGUUCUGUCUUUUAGAUUAUAAUAACUUAAUUUGAAUAUGAAGAGAACUUGUAGAUGUAACCGUUAAUAGUCUUUAGCUCAGACUUUUAUUUUAUUGUUAAUGUUUUUUUUCCACUUUGAUUAAGCUAUCAUCAACCAAUGGUUUGCCAAGAUAUGUACUCAUAUAACACACAAUGCAUUUAGUGAAAAUUUUAACUUAAUGGGUUCACAAUUAAAGUAAAAGUAUAUAAUAGUUUAAAGGCCGCAUAAAAUAUUUUCUGUAGGAAAUUGUAUAUUAGAAUCUCAACUGCUGUAAUGAAAUAUUUUGAAAUAUUGCACAAUAACUUUAAUAUAUUGCUGUAAACUUGUGGGAUGGGUGUUUUGCUUCUAUAUUCAAUAAAAAUAAAACAUUUUGAAAUGUU